This is a messenger RNA of Oncorhynchus tshawytscha (Chinook salmon), 2244 nucleotides long. RefSeq names its product cyclic GMP-AMP synthase. Bases 238 to 1962 code for a protein of 574 amino acids. Gene Ontology annotation, biological process: positive regulation of defense response to virus by host; paracrine signaling; activation of innate immune response. Gene Ontology annotation, molecular function: chromatin binding; 2',3'-cyclic GMP-AMP synthase activity; double-stranded DNA binding. The record is from RefSeq and is a predicted model, not a curated record. The transcript is spliced from 7 exons. Gene Ontology annotation, cellular component: site of double-strand break; cytosol; nucleus. NCBI's taxonomy places the organism in Eukaryota, Metazoa, Chordata, Actinopteri, Salmoniformes, Salmonidae.
CCUAGCAACACCGCACCUAGAAUUCAGUUAUGCAAUCCAUGAUCCACUGCUACAGAGACAGAGGGAGAAACGAUCUAUUAUCUUUGAGUGAUAUGUGACAUCACAGUUGGGAAAUAGAAAGGGAAUAGUGUCCGGAACCAGAAAUACUUGAGCUGACACAGAGAGGAGCAAUGGAGACGUUUCAAUGUCCCCCUAGCAAGCUGCAAUUUGUGUCAACGACUGGGCAAUAGUAGAAAGAUGAACAGAACCACACCUCAGAGGAGGUCAUCCUCCAGGAGACAGACCUCAGUUCCAUCCACACCCCCUAGAGAGCCCCAGACAAUUCCUCAAUCAUGGGCCCUCGCCAGGACCUCGUCCACCCCCGUCGACAUCCAACCUAGCCUGGGCAGAGAGGCAGAGGAGGGUGAGUAUCUGGACAGACAAGAUGGAGAUGGAGGUAGCCCCAUAGAGGACUCUCAGACUGGGGCAUCGUUGGGUCAGGAGACUGAUGGAAACUCCAGUACCCCAGCCACACACAACUCACCCCUCCCUAGGCAGAGACCACACCUGACAGCCCAGAACCCCACACCAGGGUAUGAGCUGGCCCCUAUCACCCCAGAGCUGGCCCGCUGGAUCAGGCUUCGGUCACAGAACCUCAAGCUCCGCCAGAGUGACCGCCAGUGGGCCGUGGACUUGGUCAACCAUCUCCGGGACAGCCUGCUGGUCUUCCUCAAGAACAGUGACGAGCAGCCCUACUUCCAGUCAGCCUCUGUGCUCAACAGUGGUUCAUACUACGAGAUGGUUAAGAUACACAACCCAAAUGAGUUUGACAUGAUGCUGAAGCUCCAGUCUCCUUCCCGCCUCAAAAUGACUGAGCUGGACCAAUACCACGGCCUGUUCUACGAAGUUGCUCUAUCCCGACCGACGCGUGCCCACAUACGGUCUUUCCUAUUGGAAGAUGGGCUCACCAUCUCAGCCAGCAAGAUCAUAAGGGAAAUGCACCGUCUGGUCCGAAAGUUCAUCAGCACCUACAAAGCAGUGCCUGGAAAUAGCUGGCGUUGGGUUGUGAAGAGGAAGCGUCCAAACUCCCCAGCGGUGACCCUUUCCCUGUUGGAGUUGGAUAAUGGGAAAGAGGAACUACUUUCUGUGGAUGUGGUGCCAGCCUUGGAAGUGCCCUCCUCACAGAGCUGGCCUCUGGCUGCCCGCGCAGGCCCAGAUGUGAACAACUGGCUGGGGAAGAAGACCCGGCGCUCUCUUACCCACCAAACUUGCUUCUUUGUUCCCAAGAAACCGCCAGGGCGUAACCUCAGUGAGGCAGCUAAAGAGAGUUGGAGGAUUUCCUUUUCUCACAUAGAAAAGGAACUGAUCAAGACUCAUGGGAACAAGAGGACCUGCUGUGAGAGCUCUGCCACCAAGUGCUGCCGUAAGCAGUGCUUUAAGCUCCUCAAGUGUCUGAUCGAGGGACUGAAGAAACGCUACCCUCAGGAGCUGGAUGCUCUGUGCUCCUACCAUGGGAAGACAGUCUUUCUACACACCCUUUCCAUCAGGGCCCAGGACUCCCUGUGGACACCGCAUCAUCUGCCUGCCUGCUUCAUGCACCUCCUAGGGGCCCUGGAGGGCCACGCAAGGAGUGGCCUGCUACCCCACUUCUUUGUCCCCACCUCCAACCUCUUCGCCGCACCGACCUUCCCACGCAAAGCUCUGGUGUUUCUGACAGAGGCUCUGGAGGAGCAGAGGAGACAGGGGCUUCCCCUUUUAAUGCCCCCGGCUCCUGCCCCACCACUGGCAGUACACUCCCCCAGUAACUCCCAGUCCCAGCCAUCCAUUGUUGUACAGCAGACUCAUGUUAUCCAGUCUACUAUUAUUCAGCCACCCAAAGUUAUUGAGACAAAAGCUUCAGUGAAAAUGUUCAACAUUUUAGCUUUGGUUGUGGCUUUGGUCUGUGUUGUUUGUUACCUCUGCCCAUCAGUGGUAGGAAGGUAGCAGAGACAGUCCAAUCUACAGCAGAGGGCGCUAAAAUGUUAUGCAGAUGUAGAGAAUGAUAAGCCAUUUUUAAACAGAUUUUUAUUUAUCUCUAAAUUAUGUCUUUGCUCUUAAUAAUAAACACAAUGAAAAAAUGGUCUGUAUUUGUAUGUAAAUGCUAAAUAUAUGCAAAUUACCAAGAAUAUAGUAGCUAUACAAUGUAUUGUUUACUACUUCUGUCCACUAUCCCAAUGUACCCCAAACUUUUAAAUAAAAUAUAUUAUUCAUCAAUGAAAUACUUGU